Messenger RNA from Myotis lucifugus (little brown bat), 798 nucleotides. RefSeq names its product LY6/PLAUR domain containing 1 (gene LYPD1). The record is from RefSeq and is a predicted model, not a curated record. Bases 30 to 620 code for a protein of 196 amino acids. NCBI's taxonomy places the organism in Eukaryota, Metazoa, Chordata, Mammalia, Chiroptera, Vespertilionidae. Gene Ontology annotation, biological process: acetylcholine receptor signaling pathway. Gene Ontology annotation, molecular function: acetylcholine receptor inhibitor activity. The transcript is spliced from 4 exons.
AGGUGAGGAGAAGAGGCUAGACUUUUUGGAUGCUCGCUUCGUCAGUAGUUCCUUCAGUCUCAGCCGCCAACUCCGGGGACGCAGCGCCCCGCCCGAGAGAGCCGGCGAGAGGAGCAGCGACCGCAGCCCGGAGCCCCGCGCGGGCGAUGCGGGCGCCGCUGGCGGCACCUGCGGCUCCUCUCGGCGGCGACGGUCGCCUCGGCGACAGCAGCGCGGCCACGUUUUGCGGAUUGUUCUUGCUUCCAGGCUUUGCGCUGCAGAUCCAGUGCUACCAGUGUGAAGAGUUCCAGCUGAACAACGACUGCUCCUCCCCGGAGUUCAUCGUGAACUGCACGGUGAACGUCCAGGACAUGUGUCAGAAAGAAGUGAUGGAGCAAAGUGCGGGGAUCAUGUAUCGCAAGUCGUGUGCCUCCUCCGCAGCCUGCCUCAUCGCCUCGGCCGGGUACCAGUCCUUCUGCUCCCCCGGGAAGCUGAACUCGGUGUGCAUCAGCUGCUGUAACACCCCUCUGUGCAACGGGCCGCGGCCCAAGAAGAGGAGCAGCUCGGCCUCCACCCUCCGGCCAGGGCUGCCCGCCACCAUCCUGCUCCUCAAAGUAGGCCUCUUCCUGGCGCGCUGCUGAAUGAGAGCGCGCCCGCCGCAUCGUCCUUCUGGCUCCCGCUCCGGCCCGUGGCUCUCUGGGCAUGCUUUGAUUCUGGGUAGGGAGCCCGCGUUCUCUUUCCUUUAGUUCCUUUGCAAAUAAUGAAAGAGCUCAGCGUAAAACAUUUUUGUAAGCUCUGAAUAAAUUCAGUCGGACUGAA